CACAUGUUGUAUCGAUGUGGGGGAAUGCCCCUCAGGUUUCAUUUUCAUACUUAAAGUUAUUCUAACAACAUAAAAUCAACCGUGUGGAUUUGUCCCUUUCAAUUAAAUAUAGCGAUGAUGGAUUGUGUGCCUCGUUGUGGGGGAAUUACAGUCCUCAUCCUCUUUUGUUACUACAUAUUAGUCUCUGCUACUUGGUACCCCAAAAGCCUUCCAUGUGAAGUCAGCCAGAAACCAAACAGGAGCACAGUCAUUGUGGAUUGCACAAAGCGGGGCUUAAAAGAUGUUCCAAGAAAUAUUCCAAGGAACACAACCAACCUUACUCUGACGAUCAAUCACAUCUCGCACAUCCAGGAGAGCACGUUCCAGGGCUUGGAGAACCUCACGGAGAUCGACAUGCGCUGCAACUGUGUCCCUGUAAAAGUGGGCCCCAAGGACCAUGUGUGUUCCCAGAGUGUGACCAUCAAGAAUGGGAGCUUUUGGCAUUUGAAGAAUCUGAAGUCACUCUAUUUGGAUGGGAACCAGCUCUCUAGUAUACCCACAGGCCUUCCUCCCAGUCUGACUCUGCUUAGUCUCGAAGUAAACAGCAUCUACUCUAUUUUCAAGGAGAACCUUUCAGAAUUGACCAACAUAGAAGUUCUCUAUUUUGGCCAGAAUUGUUACUAUCGUAACCCUUGUAACACCUCAUACUAUAUUGAUGAGGAUGCUUUCAUCCAACUAAGGAAUUUGACUUUGCUGUCUCUUAAAUCCAAUAAUCUGUCUCAUAUCCCACACAAAUUACCUUCAAGUCUAAAAGAGUUGUAUCUUUAUAAUAAUAAUAUAAAAAGUGUAACUGGGGAGGAUUUUCAAAAUCUCAUCAAACUGGAGGUCCUUGAUCUAAGUGGGAACUGCCCUCGUUGUUAUAAUGCACCUUUCCCUUGUGUUCCGUGUCCUGAUUACGCUCCUCUCAGCAUUGAUGAAAAUGCCUUUCGAAGUUUAAAGAAAUUGAAGAUACUGCGUCUUCACAGUAAUUCUUUGCGAUCUGUGCUGCCACACUGGUUUCAAGGCAUAGAGAGCCUUCAAGAAUUGGAUUUAUCAAGCAAUUUUUUGGCAAAGCAUAUAACAGAUGCCACCUUUCCUUCAUAUUUGCCAAAGCUUGAAGAGUUGGAUCUUUCCUUUAACUUUGAGCUGCAGAAAUAUCCAAAUUUUCUUAUCCUCAGCCAAUCAUUUUCAAAUUUAACAUCACUCAGAACACUCAGGAUCAGAGGCUUUGUUUUCCAGGAGCUGAGAAGAGAAGAUAUCUAUCCAUUAAUCCAUCUCAAAAAUCUUGAAAUCAUUGACCUUGGAACCAACUUCAUUAAAAUCGCCAACCUCAGCAUUUUAAAAGAACUAAAACGUUUUAAAAUAAUUAACCUCUCUGACAACAAAAUAUCCACCCCAUCUUCACCCUCUGAAGGAGCUAUCUUUUCCUCCUCAGGAGCAGUGUCUUUAUCUGUAUCACCAAUGGCAAGUUCAGCACUUUAUUACAAUGGGGAAGUGAGAGAAAUUCACUAUUUUAGGUAUGACGAAUAUGCACGCAGCUGCAGAGAUAAAGACAAAGAAGCUGCCUCAUUGAAUUCAAUUACCAAGAAGCAAUGCAGUAAAUUUGGAAAAACGCUUGAUAUCAGUCGGAACAACAUCUUCUUUCUAGACCCUCAGUUCCUAAACCUCAAGGAGCUCAGAUGUCUUAAUCUCUCAGGAAAUGCUAUGAGCCAGAGUCUAAAUGGCUCUGAAUUUACCUAUCUGACUAAUUUACAGUAUCUAGAUUUUUCAUACAAUCGCUUGGAUUUGCUGUACUCUACCGCAUUCCAAGAACUGAAAAAUUUAACUAUAUUAGACAUUAGCUACAAUAAUCAUUACUUUGACUCUGAAGGUCUCACACACAUGUUAAAUUUUACAGGACAUUUAUCAAAGCUAAAAAUAUUGUUUAUGAACCACAAUAAAAUUUCUACUUCGACAAAUACAGAGAUGGUGAGUCAUUCUAUUGAGCGACUUGAAUUUAAAGGCAACCGACUGGAUAUGUUAUGGAGAGAUGGAGACACAAGAUAUGUCAAUUAUUUUAAAAAAUUAAAGAAGCUGACCAGUCUGGACAUCUCCCAAAAUAAUUUAAAUUUCAUCCCUCCACUUGUUUUUCAGGGUUUGCCAAAAUCUCUCUCUCAGUUCUACCUGAAAAACAACAAGCUGAACACAUUCAGAUGGGAGAUGCUUAAACUGCUUAAUAGACUGAAAGUCUUAGAUCUCAGUGGGAACUUGCUGGAAUAUGUUCCCAAUGAACUUUCCAACUGCACCCAAAGCAUCGAAAAACUAAUCCUACAACGGAAUAAAAUAUCAGACCUAACUCCACACUUUCUGAAGGAUGCAUUUAGUCUGAAGUAUCUGGAUCUCAGUUUCAAUCAAAUUCAAUAUAUCGAGCAGACCAGCUUCCCAGAAAAUGUUGCCAAUAACCUGCAAACUUUGCUCCUACAUGGAAACAAGUUUAUGUGCACGUGCAGUGCAAUUUGGUUUGUUAUGUGGAUUAACCGCACAACAGUGAACAUCCCAAGGCUGGCAACAGACGUGACCUGUGCAGCUCCCGGUGCUCAAGUGGGCCAAAGUGUCCUUUUCCUGGACCUGGAGACGUGUCAGCACAACUCUCUUUCCAUCACUCUCUACAUCUUACAGACCUCUCUGAUCCUUGGCAUUCUCACACUCUCCAUCUCUAGCCAACUCUUCCUCUGGGAUGUGUGGUACAUCUACCACUUCUGCAUAGCCAAGCUGAAGCGCUAUAAGGUCCUGUCUUCCCAAAGCGCAAUCUACGAUGCCUUUAUAGUAUACGAUGUGAAGGAUCCAGCUGUUUCUGAUUGGGUGCUGCAUGAGUUGCGGGUCAACCUGGAGGAACGAGGAGAUCCUGGUCUACAGCUGUGCUUGGAGGAGAGAGACUGGAUACCAGGAUACCCUCUGAUUGACAGCCUCUCUCAGAGCAUCCAGCAGAGUAAAAGGACAGUGUUUGUCCUCACUAAAAAGUUUUUACGAAGUGGAAACUUCAAAACUGCCUUCUACUUAGCACAUCAGCGCUUGAUGGAUGAAAAGGCUGAUGUCAUCAUUCUGAUUUUCCUGGAGAACCCUCCACGACAAUCCAAGUACCUGAGGUUGCGCAGGAGACUUUACAAGAGGUCUGUGCUGGAGUGGCCUAAGAACCCCCAAGCCCAGCAGUACUUUUGGUUUCGUCUCAGGAGUGCAAUGGCCACGGACAGCCGCCAGCAAUACAGCAAAUUGUUCCAGGAGACCCUUUAGAUGGAGCUGCUAAUGACAUCCCUUUAUGUGUCCAUCUAAUCAGUAUAACAGGAAAGGCUGAGUGCCUUUCCGGUUUGCAUUUAAGUCAUAGAUUGAGUCAUGAAUUCAGUUGCUGGAAGCAUGUGCGGUCAUGGAGAAGAUUAAUCAUCAUGCUUUAUUCAAAUAAAAUGGAUGCAGAGAGAAAGAACUGGACAUUGAAGGCACCACAUUGCAUUCUACUGACUGAAUGUUUAAGAACACUGAGCUAAUAGCAAUGAAAGGAAUAAGUAUUAAAUGUGAAUGGCUGGCAAUUUGAUACUGUAUGAAAAGGCAGCAGUGAAGAAUCUGUGUCUAUAUACUGUAUGGUGUGUAUUUAGUGAUGCAGUUUCAGGUUUGGUGCUCUGAGUUUGAUGCUCGAAACAGAUCUACAAGAUUGCAGCUCGAUGAUACUGAGUUUGAUUCUAGAAACAGAAAGGUCUAGAAGAUUGAAGCUCGAUGGUACUGAGUUUGAUUCAGUAUGAAGUUUCAUCAUUAGGGUUUGGUUUCAUCAUUAGGGUCUGUGCAAUGUUUGUAUUUCCUUCCGGAACCUCCCAUCGAUUCACCUGGUAAAACCCAUGGAAUUCUGUCAAGCACCUGUUAGUUUGGUACUGUACAGAUGGACAAUAAACUGCCUUGUGGCGGAUAGA
This is a messenger RNA of Brienomyrus brachyistius, 3953 nucleotides long. It is a transcript of the gene tlr7, whose product is annotated as toll-like receptor 7. The record is from RefSeq and is a predicted model, not a curated record. Gene Ontology annotation, molecular function: pattern recognition receptor activity; protein binding. The transcript is spliced from 2 exons. Lineage: Eukaryota; Metazoa; Chordata; Actinopteri; Osteoglossiformes; Mormyridae. Gene Ontology annotation, cellular component: plasma membrane. The coding region runs from base 115 to 3288 and encodes 1057 amino acids. Gene Ontology annotation, biological process: toll-like receptor signaling pathway; defense response to virus; canonical NF-kappaB signal transduction.